AUGUCAUCCGUCGCUGGCCCUUUCAAUGGUGGCGGCUUAGCCGAUCGAGCAGCCAAAGCCACUACGCAGAGGAUAGCCAGCAGGUCGAAAACCAACAAACGUAUCGACCAGGAGCGUAUCCUCGACCGUCUCGUAUCAGUAUUCCUGCAAGAUACCGAGCCAUCGAGCUCAAGCAGAGCAGCACAAAAAGCCAAGGCGAUUCAGGUCGUCAAAAGGGACACAUGGUCACCUGCUGACGUGGACGAGAUUGCCGCCGCAGUCCAAGGUCUAUCGCUCAAACACAGCAUUCAUCUUGAUCACCAACUUUCAAUCGCCUUGCGGAGAUGCUAUUCCGAGCUACUAACCUCAUGCGAACGCUCAGUACGGAUAACGGAUCAAGCUCGAGAUGCGUAUAAACGUCGCGGACUCGACGCUCGCAAUGUGCCAGACCCCUCAAUACGACCCGACAACGUCUCUGAUGCUGUUCGACUGCUCUUGCAGCUCUCAAAGCCAGCAGAUGUCACUGCACGCACAGCCGCCAACUUGAUGCUCAAUGCGACCCAAGCGAAUCGUGCGCAAUAUCUGACGCCCGAACAGCGAAAGCAGGCAGAGAAGCGAGAAUGGCUUGGCAUCUUGGUCGACGAGCCAUUGGAAGGUGAUGCUUGGGUCGAGGGUGGAGGAGAGGAGGAUGGCUCUGAGCUGUCAGAUUGGAGCCUCGACUCGGAUGACGCUCAUCGCAAACAGAUCGAGGAAGGAUACGACAGCGAUCAGCAAGUGCGCGAACGGAGGAAUCGACUCACAGCUGUCUCAGCCUCAAUACAGCCGACGGUCUCCGCAUCAGCCGACUUUGAAGGACGUGAGACAUGGACGAAUCACCGGCAAUCACGAUCACAAGAGCUCAGUGAUGCCGUCGACGAAAGUGUUCGCUCAGCAGCAGGGCUGACAGAAGCGGAUGCCGUUCGAGAGUGCCACGCAGCGCUAAUGGGUGGUUUCAGUGUUCUCUUCGAGAGGGAUCGUGCUGGCAAAGUCACACUGGCAGACCUUGCCUUCGAGGGGCAGCGACGCGCUCUAGCUGGACUGUCUGAGCAGCUGCAAGAAGUCGCCACACUCGCCAGCACCUUUGCAUCACUCCGCACCUUCGUCAACGCGACAAUAGCGCAAAGUAUCCAGGCAGUCGAUGCUGUCACAAGAACACCAGCAGUCGAAGCCUUUGCAGAACAGCUACAGAUCCUACUUGAACGACUGUCGCUACAGCUAUCUGAGCUGGACGCAGAUAUUGCUGUUGCUUCAAUGCCAGGCUUCCGAGCCGUCAUCCGCACCGAUAGAUACGCGACCCUCACGCAAUUGCUCCAGUUCGUUCAACGCGAGGCAGCUUCUGUGCUGCUGUUGGCCCAGCUGCUACGAGCAAUGGGCUUCAUCCCUUCGACUGGAGACGGCGAUGAUGCUUCUGUCGUCAGCCGUGCCUCGAGCGAUCGCGCCCUGAUCGAUGGCCUGCAAGCACUUCUGGGCUUCGUGCAUCAGCAAGACCAAGUAGCGCACUCCGAAGUCAUUCUCGCUGAUUUGAGCACAUGCUUGCUUGCUGCGUGUCGCCCUGCUUGGCGGUCCGUCUGUCAGCUCAUCCGGCGAGGUCUCAGCUUUGCCAUCACACGUGACCACGACCCUAUCUUUGAUGACCGUCUCGUCCAGCACUUGCUUCGACACGAUACAUCCCUGCCCACUUCAGAUCCAACAUUCUGGACUCACGGCUACGUGGCACGUGGAGUAGAAGGAGAUGUUGGCGACGAGCUUGGUGCUGAUAUGGGUUACAACCCGCCUGUCUUCUUACAAUCCAUCAUUGGGGAUGUUCUCACCACUGCAAAGGGUGUAGGUCUGCUCAGAAGCUUGGGGGUCGACGCAUUCGGCGUAGUUCAGCUGAAUGCUGAUCUGGAUGAGAUCCUCGGUCUUCACGACAAGACCUCGUCCAUCGCUCAUGACGAUGAUCAUGAAGAUAGAGCCAGUAGCGAAGCCGAGUCACACGCUCCUCUUGAAGAACAGCAAGCUCCCAUGACAUCCUUGGAGGCACAGAACAAGCUACGACAACUGCUUUUCAAGAACAAGGCUGGAUACACGGAAGGCCAACAGCACCUUGGAAAGCAGCAAGCACCAGAGGUUUUGCCGCAGACGCCGCUCUCACAGCCCAACGCGGAGCUGCUCUGGGGCAUGGUGCCGUCACCGCAAGCCAGACGUACACCACACCGCCUGUUGGAGCCACUACUCGGUCGAUCGCUGCAAGAGCACCUUGCACCUAUCUCUGCCAUCGUUCGCAAGCGCCUCACCGAGGUGCUGUCAUCGUCAGCAUCAGAAGGCGGCUACGCUCUUCAAUCCCACCUCAGGGCAUGCCACGGUCUCUUCUUCAUGCAGCGAGGAGCCGAAAUGACGAGCUGGACCGUGUCUCUCUUCCUCGACCUCGGACGACGACACGGCACCUUCCGAGCCCUGCAGCAGCACCGGCUCAACUCCAUCUUCAGCGAUGCACUCGAAGCACACCAGCAAGGGACGAUGGACCAAGCAUGGAUCGACGCCAACCUCGUUCGCUUGUCCACAGGAGAUGAUGAGCUUGAAAGCAUGGCAGCCAUUCGACAGAGAACACGCCUUCGCCGCCUUGCUGAUAUUCGGGUCCACUACGAAUUGCCUUGGCCACUCACCUUUGUCUUCCCUCCACGUUGCAUGCGCUUCUACCAGUCAGCGUUCACAACCCUACUGCAGGCCAGAUAUGCACAGUGGAAGCUUGCAAGCACGCUCAAGCAAGCCAAGCCGGAAACGAUGCACAUGCGCAAGUUCUGGGCUUUGCGUCGUCAAGCACAAUGGCUCGUUCGUACGCUCAUGGAGUUCGUCCAACGAGAUGUGUUGUUGAACGGUAGCGAGCAGCUUUGUGUGGGCCUGGAAGGAACAGUGUCGCUGGAUGGUGCGAUCAAGGUGCAUACAGAAGCACUAGACAGGAUGGAAAUGCUAUGUUUCCAUCGAGUGGAGCAAGCAAGAGUCAAAGGUCUCAUGAGCUUAGCAUGGCGAUUGGGCGUGGAAGUGGCCAACAACUACGAGCAGUACAUUGGCGCUAGCAGCCGUGAAAAAGAUAGACAGGCCCGAAGGAAACGUCGCGAACGACGCAAGAAGCGCAGAGACAAGGCAAAACGUGAUGGCGCGCCACUUGGCAUCAUUGCUGAGGAAGACGAGGAGGAGGACGAAGAGGACGAAGAAGAGGACGCUGACGACGCAGCGGAAAUGGACGAGGACGAUGGUGCUGGAAUGGGAGACUACGACACAAUCGCACGGUCUGCAGCAGUCGACAUUGAUGGUCGCACCUCGGACAUCUACGAUUCAACCUCGGUCGACGCCUCGAUGAGCGCGGACAUGUCGGCUAGCUGGAUGGAAUCAGAGACACACAAGAGAGAGCGCUUCCGUAUCGAAUGCGAACGCCAACGCAAAGCUCUGCACAGAUUGGUGGAGGAGCUCAAGAUCAGCAUCGACGAUCAGAUCGGUCGUGUGGCGGCGAAAGCAGCAAUGCGAGCCCAAGAUGCUACGCAGGCGGACCGAGCGUUGCAGGAGUAUGAUCAAACUAGAGAAAAGUGGCAGGCUCUACUUUACGCGCUUGCUUGGUCGGAUCUCACCUAUUGA
Molecule: messenger RNA, 3630 nt
Organism: Ustilago hordei
Lineage: Eukaryota; Fungi; Basidiomycota; Ustilaginomycetes; Ustilaginales; Ustilaginaceae
Exons: 1
Coding region: 1-3630 (1209 amino acids)
Biological process (GO): microtubule nucleation; meiotic cell cycle; cytoplasmic microtubule organization
Cellular component (GO): spindle pole; gamma-tubulin complex; equatorial microtubule organizing center
Molecular function (GO): gamma-tubulin binding; microtubule minus-end binding
Source: RefSeq, a predicted model, not a curated record